This is a messenger RNA of Rosa chinensis, 1044 nucleotides long. RefSeq lists its product as uncharacterized. The transcript has a single exon. Bases 308 to 994 code for a protein of 228 amino acids. Lineage: Eukaryota; Viridiplantae; Streptophyta; Magnoliopsida; Rosales; Rosaceae. The record is from RefSeq and is a predicted model, not a curated record.
CAAUUCAGCAUUCACAUUCCAUACCAACACAACACAACACAAACGACUGAUAUUACUCUUUACUAUCUCCAUUUCAUCUGUCUUAAAACAGAGCUCAUUCAAUUGACUCUGUUUCCUCUGUUUUCAUGCUUCCUAUAAUCAAAUCCCUCGUAAAAUCUGCUGCUCUGAUAGUAGUACCCCUAUUGCCUCUGUUGAGAGACAUGGUGGGCUACGAAGCUUUGAGCAAAUUCGAGUGAGAAACGCACAAUUCUCCAAAACCUUUUUCAAGAGAUUCUUCUUUGAUUUCUCUCAGGUUUCAUAAAACAAGAUGGAUUCAAUCAAUUUUUAUGACAUCAAAGCUGAGAAGGCCAACGCCAUAUUGAGGUACCGCCAGCUUAGAAAGAUUGGAAACUUUUUUCGAUUACUGGAAGUGUUUGUUGUUCUGCUCCUGAUUUCCAGACUUUCUCUUCAACUCCCUAAUGCUGUCAAGAACUCUGGCUUCUACUUCCGAGACAUAUCAGGCUUCAUGUUCAGUCCUCGCUUUGUGUUCGUCGUUGGAAACAUUAUAGUCAUCAUUCUCUUUGCCAAGUCCGGUGGGUUCUCAGCUAAGGAUUCAAGCACAGCUGGCUCAGGAGGUGAUUUUUAUGAUGAGUUUGUUCGGAGCAGUGAAAAGAAUCAGAAGAUUCGCCGAGAUGAAAUCGAGUACAAGGUCAAUCAGAGCACAUGUGAUGGUGGUAUAGUUCCUGUGCAAACUCAUAGCUCCUUGGUAGUGAAGAACUACACAAGGAGUCAAUCAGAGAACUUGAAACGCGACGUUUGCCAGAACUCACGCCGUGUAUUGAGGCGUUCAGAGACGGAGAAGUUCAAGAAAAAUGUCAAGUCUGGUGAGAAGAAAUUGCCAGAAACUAUGUUCCCAGAAGAUGGCAUGAGCAACGAGGAGUUUCGCUGCAAGGUUGAGGCUUUCAUUGCCAGGCAGCAGAAGUUUCGACUGCAAGAAGAAUACUCUGUAAUCUAAGAUUUAAGUAUUUGAAAAUCUCAGUUUCUACUCUCUUCUUCUCUGUUUUA